Molecule: messenger RNA, 504 nt
Organism: Aspergillus thermomutatus
Lineage: Eukaryota; Fungi; Ascomycota; Eurotiomycetes; Eurotiales; Aspergillaceae
Exons: 1
Coding region: 1-504 (167 amino acids)
Source: RefSeq, a predicted model, not a curated record
AUGGCCCCGUCUCCCACCGAGAUCAAAGCCAUCUUUGAUGCAAUUUACCAAGGGGGAAUCGCCCAGAACCCGUUCUCACAGGAGCCAGAAAGAUUGGAACGAUUUCUGUCUCCUCACGCAGAGAUCCACAUCGUGGGCCAGGAGUUUCCCCUCGCUAUUCAAAGCAACAGCCUAGAUGCUGUCAUAGAAAAUGUCGCCCGGCCAUGGCAUAACCUGUUGGACCCGAAUAAGCCCUCGACAUCCGAAGUCAUUCGCGUGAUAGGUGGCGGGAGCGAUUCAUGGGCCGCACUCGAUUGUAAAACCACGGCGACGACUAAGGCAGGCAAGUUAUUCCAUGGAUGGGAUCGCGUGUCUCCUCUUAUGGCUAAUCAAUAUCGAAUAGGAGAACCGUUUCUUCAUGAAUUUGCCUACUUGCUACACUUUGAUGGUGAUGGGAAGAUUUCUGAGAUCAAGGGAUUUGUUGACACUCUGAACAUUCAUAACCACCUGGUGCGCAAACAAUAG